Messenger RNA from Anopheles cruzii, 2406 nucleotides. RefSeq lists its product as uncharacterized. Gene Ontology annotation, cellular component: extracellular matrix. Bases 59 to 1348 code for a protein of 429 amino acids. Gene Ontology annotation, molecular function: protein binding. The record is from RefSeq and is a predicted model, not a curated record. The transcript has 2 exons. Lineage: Eukaryota; Metazoa; Arthropoda; Insecta; Diptera; Culicidae.
CGAUUAGGCCGAUCUCAAUCCCCAGUAUACCGUCGACGUCAACCUUGGCUGUACCGUGAUGUACACCUUCGUCCUGCUUUGCACCGCCGUUGGCAUUGCGGCAGCUGCCGGAUCCUCCACCGGAACGGUGGCUUGUGCCAGCGAGAGAAGCAAAGUGUGCCUCGUAAAGUCCCUGAACGGUGGAGGAGCACCGGAAUGGCCAGAUUUGAGCAUCCGGACCCAGCUGCAGGUGGCCAGCGGGCACCUCAAAAUGCUGUCGCGUCCGAUGACCGAUCGGAUGCAGAAACUUCGCACACUACAGCUCGAAGGACUGAAGCUGGAGAGUGUAUUCGUGCGGGCAAACUUUGAGGAGCUCCGGCUGAGUGGCAACGCGAUCGUGAACCUAACCACUGACCCCCAGGAUAUUAGUCCACCACCGUACCGCCUAAAAGUGCUCGAUCUGCGCUCGAAUCGCUUCGCGAACGUAUCGCAGCUAGCCCCGUUCCGGAAGCUGGUGGAGCUGCUGCUUGACGGCAACGCCAUCUCGGUGCUUGAGAUGGGCCCGUUCCAAGGGAUGACCGGGCUGCGACGGCUGUCGGUGGCCGGCAACCGGAUCGGUCGUGUCGUUUCGACCCUAUCGCCACCGCUCGUGCUCGGUGAGCUCGUACACCUGUCGUUGGCCUCCAAUCGGCUGCAGGAGCUCGAUAUGGGCACGUGGCAGUUGCCAUCGCUCGAAAAUCUACAGCUGAACGACAAUCAGCUGACCGAGCUGGCCGGGCUCCGGAAUUUUGACCAGUUUGUCAGUCUCGCCCGGCUCAAUCUGGUCGGUAACCGGUGGAGCUGCCCGUGGCUGACCGGGGCACUAGCGGACGCAGCCACCAUUGUGCUCGAACGCAGCCCACCGGCAGAAUGUUCGAUCGAGCAGGUGGCCGGCGUGUGUUGUCAGUUCCCGACGGCACCCUCGGGGAGCGCGGAGCAGCUGUUUGUGCCCGAAACACGGAUCGCCCGCGAGAAGUUGCGCAAGAUCGAAGCCCUUCAGGAAAAGCUCCCCGGCGAAUGGGACCUGCUACUGAAGCAGUUCGAGGCGAAGCUCCAGGACCAGCUGAACAAAGCGCUGUCGGUGGAAACACCCGCCAGUGCGCCGGUCACCCUGGAAGAUGUCGAGAAGUUGCGCGGCGAGCUUAAUACUCUGGUCGAACACGCCACGGAACUGGAGGACGCGAUGACCCAGAACGUACAGAACGAGAAGCGAUUGCUUCAUUUCAUAAUCGAUAUGAAAAACCGACUCCUGAGCCAGGCCAUCGAAAUGGACGCGUUGGUGGCAAGUUUGAGCAGCGAUUGGAUCGAGCUAACCCGGCGCUUCAACUAAAGCGACGCCAAGUGUCUUCUUUAUUAAUAAACGAAACAGAUUUACAAAAAAUCGGUGUUCGAUUCGCCAUUGUCUUCGCUUAUUUGAGCAAGGAAUUCGAGCAGCGCCUCCACCUUUCGUUCCAGCUUUUGGGAGACACGCGCCUGGAGCGUGCUGCUCUGGGCCACGGCUCGGUCCAGUAGCUCGCGAAUGCUGUCCAUGUCCUUCGACUGCCGGUCCAGUACGGCCUGCUGUUUGUAGGCCUUAUCCGUGUACAGCUGCAUCUGCUGCGUGCUCUGCUGCAACAAUCCCCGAAGUUCCUUUAGGGCGCCCUCGUGCGCUACGCUGGUCUGGUGCCAACUACUACUCCCCAAGGUCGUGUUUGUGUCCACCAAUUGCGUACCAUUCCAGCGUUCGUUGAUCGAUUCCCGUACCUGGUCGAUCUGCUCCCUCAUCCGUGAUUCGAGCCCGCUUAUUUCGUCGUCUUUCAGUUCAUCAACUUUCGCGCCCAACGACUUGAGUCCGUCGUCCGUCCGGUUCUGAUGCUCCAGCAGAUCCUCGAGCUGGCCAGCCAGUGUGUUGCGGUGCGUUUCGAUCAAGCGCAGCGUGGCGUUGGCGUUCUCCAGAAGCGUGCGGUUCAGGUUGGUGAUCUUCUUCGACAGAUCGCCAAUCUCGGACCACUUGCUGUCGUACACGUCCAUCGCGCCGGGUGCGACCUUCUCCGAGGUGCAACAGUGCCGGCCCAUGCGUGUCAGCUUCUCCUCCUCGCAGCGUCCGGCCGGAUCCUGGUCCAGCGUGUACCGCUGAUCCGGUACGUCGACGGUGUAAAGGCUCUGGACGAGCAGCCAGUCACAGUUCCAGCGAUUGCGGGCCAGCUCGACGUGCGCCAGCGCCGGGAACUGAUCCAACUUUCCCUCCACCCAGUUCAGCCCGUUCGCGGUCAGGUUCAGGUCCGCCAACGAUGGGAACUCCCAGUGCUGCAUGUCCAGUGCGACUAGAUCAUUUCCGGCGAACGACAGGGUGCGCAGCUUGUCUAGCUGUAGCGGAGCACUCUGAGGAGCCAGUACCACCGUGGUCAG